Molecule: messenger RNA, 1358 nt
Organism: Aspergillus saccharolyticus JOP 1030-1
Lineage: Eukaryota; Fungi; Ascomycota; Eurotiomycetes; Eurotiales; Aspergillaceae
Product: MFS transporter
Exons: 4
Coding region: 21-1358 (445 amino acids)
Biological process (GO): transmembrane transport
Cellular component (GO): membrane
Molecular function (GO): transmembrane transporter activity
Source: RefSeq, a predicted model, not a curated record
UUCAAACCCCAUCUCUUAAGAUGACUGAUAUUGAAAUCUCAUCAAGACCUGAACGAACUGCUUCCCCUCGAGACUUGGAAGACGUCGGGCUCCCACCCAUCCAGACGAUCGGUACCACCUCCACGCCAGCCAUCCCGCCAAUUCAUGCAGUGGACGUUGCACCAAGAUGGAACGAGUCCAGAACAACCGUCUGGAGACUGAGUGCAACAUGCUGGUGUGCCUUACUCAUGGGCGCCAAUGAUGCUGCUUAUGGGGCUAUCAUCGCCUACCUUGAGCUAUACUAUCGCAAAAGCUACACGGUUAUCUCGCUUGUAUUCCUCUCCCCAUUUGCCGGCUACACUAUCUCUGCGCUUCUCAGCAACUGGGUUCAUCACCGUUGUGGGCGAAGAGGUGUUGCUAUCCUGGGCGCCGGAUGCCACUUGCUUGCGUUUACUGUUAUCUCCUUUCACCCACCCUUUCCAGUCCUGGUGAUCAUGUAUAUACUUGUUGGUGUAGGAAGCGGAAUAUACAACGCGGCCUGGAACGUGUGGAUUGGCAACAUGGCCAAUGCGCACGAAGUCCUGGGAAUCUUUCAUGGGUUCUACGGGUUAGGGGCUACAACCAGUCCAUUAAUUGCCACGAGCUUGAUCACGAAGGCGGGGUGGAACUGGUACUCAGUCUACUACCUUCUGGCCGGAGCAGCCGCGAUCGAACUCAUCUACACCACUACAGCCUUCUGGCGCGAGACCGGCACCGACUACCGGCGCGACAACUCCAGUACCACCACCACAACCGGAUCCCUUAGCCAGACCCGUCUCUCGUUGAGCUACCGGGUUACCUGGAUAUGUGCCAUCUUUCUCUUCCUGUACGGCGGCAUCGAGGUGACCAUCGGGGGCUGGAUCGUUGUCUUUAUGACCACCGUCCGCCACGGCAGCGCUUUUGCAUCCGGCAUGACCGAGACCGGCUUCUGGCUAGGCAUCACCACGGGUCGGUUCGUCUUAGGGUUUGUCUCGCCCAGGGUGGGCGAGAAGCUGUCGAUCGCAGGCUACCUGAUCGUGGCCAUCGCGCUCGAGCUGAUCUUCUGGCUCGUGCCGCAGUUCAUCGUGUCCGCGCUGGCGGUCUCUUUGGUAGGGUUUUUCCUGGGCACAAUCUUCCCGGGCGUGGUGGUACUGUCGACGCGUCUUCUGCCGCGGAGUGUUCAUGUUGCGGCCAUCGGGUUCGCAGCGGCGUUCUCGAUGGGUGGCGGUGCGGUAUUUCCGUUCGUGAUUGGGGCGGUUGCGCAGGCCAAGGGGGUCACGGUGCUGCAGCCGAUCUUGCUGGCGAUGUUGGCCGUGGCGUUGGGGUCUCUCCUUUGUAUUCCCAUCGAGUCUCUCCUUUAG